GGACUUGGCGCGAGAGAGUGGUGCUCUUGAAAAGUUUGGACGCGCGCUGCACACCGCCACACGGUGCUGGGAUCGGUGCAAUUUGCCGCGAGCUCAGCAUCAUCUGUGUGUGUGUAUUGUGUAUAGGUUCGAGGUUCGGUUCAGUGCGAAAGUAGCUGCCAGCCGCAAUGGAGAAAAGUUGCUCGCGUGAGGGCAUCCUGCCGGUGACGGAGCCGACGGCGAGCAGCGGGCGAGCCGCGUCUGGGCGGUGCGAGAAGCUGGGCGAAGCGCUGAACAUCUUCUGGAUCCUGGUCGCGUUCUCUAUGCUUGCAUUCGCGCUGACCAUCUUCCUGUGCUACUUCGCGGGCUGCCAGAUUGAGGUUUCGGCCGAGGCGGCGCGCACGCUGCGGCAGAACGGACACGCGCCCGGCGUGCGGAGGCUCAGCGCCCGCGAACUGUCCACGCUGCCGGCCAACUGCAGGCCGCUGGUCGACCCCCUCUACCAGCUGGCGUGCAACAACCAGGCCCUGUGCAGGGCCGCCUUCGGGGACAACUUUGACGACGCGCCGCUCGGCCAAGCGCCCGCCGAGUACGCCGUGCAGUUCACUUGCAGGGGCAGCCGUGUCGAGGACCGCGUCGAGCGCUUCCUCCUUGUCCACGAGACGUAUUGCCACUGCAAAUCCUCCUCCAACGACACCAUGUUCAAAUGAUGAAACGCCCAGCCGUGAAGCACCCGGAUCUCUUUAUUUUUUUAUUAUUCGACAUGGGACGAAAAGUCGGUGUUCAUGCAGUUCAAAAAUAUAAAAAUCUUGCUGUUUUGAUUAUUUUUUGACCGCUCACCAGAGAUGUAUAGACAUAAUUAGGGCUCAGCGUUUGGUUUUUCAACAUUUUCCUAAUACGCGGACUUGAAGCGAAUACAAAUCAUUCAAUUUCAACUGAACAGUUUAUUUUUUUGUCCAUUUCCAUCCAAAUUUUCUAUUUUUUGCCACAAUUUUACGGUGUGACCUCUUUUGAUCUUGAAAAUUAAUGAAAAUGUUUAUAGCCGUCUAAUGUUUGCCCCAAUUUUGAUUUAAAUAUUGACUGUUGGGUGAAAAAUGAAAAAUGCUGGCUUAAACCCAAAAUUAUGAUGAGAAAAUUAAAAUUGUUUUAAUUUAAGAAAAGUUGAAGUAUCUCCCACUACACUAACACAAAAAUAUUUAAUAAAAAAAUCCCCAGCAAGCUUGAUGGGCAGGAAACAAAUUAAAUAAACAUAGAAAAUUAACUUAAACGCGCAUAGCCCUAGAUGUAUAUUUUCUUAUUGAAUAGUUAAUUAAAAUAUCAAUUCAUUGUGAGUACGUGAAUGUGUUAUACUUGCACCUGUGUGUAUUAUCAAGGGCUGGAAAUCUCCCAGGGAGUUUCCCAAACUUGCAGUGAAGUGGUUUUUUGCGGUUUUUACCAGUUUCGUGCGGUUUAAUAUAAAGAACUCGAAAUUUCCCUGAUUUUCCAUUAAAUCAUCUGUUAAAUGGGAAUCUGAAAAUCUAAGGUUCAGAGUCUUUAGGUAUUUUUAACCUUUUUUUGUGAUUAAAAAUGAAUACAAUUUUUUCCCAUCUCUAUUUUUACUAAAUUCUAUUGUGGACGAAUUCUUAAACAUGAGAGAGUACUUAGACUAAUUAAAC
Molecule: messenger RNA, 1634 nt
Organism: Cloeon dipterum
Lineage: Eukaryota; Metazoa; Arthropoda; Insecta; Ephemeroptera; Baetidae
Exons: 2
Coding region: 168-689 (173 amino acids)
Source: RefSeq, a predicted model, not a curated record